Perkinsus marinus ATCC 50983 is the source of this 999-nucleotide messenger RNA. Its product is annotated as Succinyl-CoA ligase, putative. The transcript has 8 exons. Gene Ontology annotation, cellular component: succinate-CoA ligase complex (ADP-forming); mitochondrion. The record is from RefSeq and is a predicted model, not a curated record. Gene Ontology annotation, biological process: tricarboxylic acid cycle. Gene Ontology annotation, molecular function: succinate-CoA ligase (ADP-forming) activity; succinate-CoA ligase (GDP-forming) activity. NCBI's taxonomy places the organism in Eukaryota, Perkinsozoa, Perkinsida, Perkinsidae. Bases 1 to 999 code for a protein of 332 amino acids.
AUGCUGUCCACCCUGGUCUCGCGCGGUAUCGCUGCAUCUGUGCCGCUGUCGAGCCUGAAGGGCAGAGCCUUCUCCUCUACCGCUCGUGUGUGGGUCGACAAGAACACGAAGGUCAUUUGUCAGGGCCUCACUGGGAAGCAAGGAACCUUCCAUACUGCGCAAGCAAUAGAGUACGGGACCAAAAUGGUUGGCGGUGUAAAUCCUAAGAAGGCUGGGACCACCCAUAAUGUGGGAGACAAGAAUCUCCCGAUCUUCGCGAACGUUAUGGAGGCACGUCAAGCUACAGGGGCUGAUGCUUCCGUCGUCUACGUCCCGCCAUUCGCCGCCGCCUCAGCUUGCUUGGAAGCCAUAGAGGCGGAAAUUCCUCUCCUGGUGUGCAUCACAGAGGGCAUUCCUCAGCACGACAUGGUAAAGGUGAAGGCCGCUUUGAAAAUGGCAGGGGGUAAAACUCGUCUUAUUGGCCCGAACUGCCCGGGUAUAAUCAAGCCCGGUGAAUGCAAGAUUGGGAUCAUGCCUGGUUACAUUCACAAAAAGGGAAAGAUCGGAGUCGUCUCAAGGUCAGGAACAUUGACCUACGAAGCCGUGAAUCAAACAACCGAAGUCGGCUUGGGCCAGAGCACUGUCGUUGGCAUUGGCGGUGAUCCUUUCAAUGGUACCAACUUUAUCGAUUGUUUGGAGAGGUUCGUACAGGAUCCUCAGACCGAAGGCAUAAUUCUCAUUGGUGAGAUCGGAGGGGCAGCCGAAGAGGAAGCCGCUGAAUGGCUCAAGGAGAACAAUAAAGACAAUAAGCCGGUCGUUUCGUUCAUUGCAGGAGUUACAGCGCCUCCUGGCAGAAGGAUGGGUCAUGCCGGUGCUAUCAUCUCCGGAGGUAAAGGCACAGCUGCCACCAAGAUCGCUGCUCUGGAAGCUUGUGGAGCGAAUGUGGUUCGCUCACCAGCUGACCUGGGUAUCAAGAUGCUGGAGAUGUACAAGCAGCGCUACCCUGAUCGAUCUAUAUGA